GAACGAGUCCUCCGUUCAAACUCGGGUCGCUCAGUGCCGGGUCGUAUUGACCCAAAACGACGAUUUCCCGCUCCGCACGUAGCUGUUAUUACAGUAAGGCAUGCGUAUUAGACACGAUCAUCGCCAUCACGUUGAAGGCCGGCCAUCGCGUGGAGCGAAUUUCGGGCGUCAAGACGGCGAACUUCGUAUCGUAGGCGAAAACCGGACGCCCGGCGUCGAAAAGGUUGACGACGCCCGCCGAUGUGUUUCGGCCAUGGAGGAAUUAAAGAAAACAGUGGAGGCCUUGACGUCACGUUAUUGAAGCCGGAAGUGCCGCCAUGUUGGUUUGCCGUCGCCCUUUGCGUCUCCAAUCAGCACGCCGGAAGUGUGCGCCGCUAGCGCGCGUCAGAACAAAACCUACGAAACGUCUGCAACAGUUAAACAGACGCGCACCUGCGUUUUCCCGCGGCACGUCGAGGAAGACGACGAACAACCGAGCAGUGAUUAAUUGAAUGCCUCUGUCGCUGGCUCACAAACAGACCAAAACUUUCAAGCUUACACACACCACACUUCAAACUACGCUUGCCUCGCGAACGAUAUGUGCUUCGAGCCAAAGACCCGGACCGAGAAAUCUUAUCUCACUUUUCGGAGGCGGAGAGCAGCAGCGUGAGCUUCACGAGCGCGGUUGCUAUGGCAACGAGAAUGUUUGGAACACCAGUCCCGGCGCUCCUUUGCGAAGAGCAGCACGCGACUUCCGCUACACACUCUCCAACACAUCCGGGCUGGCCAGGGCCUCUCCCACGUUUUCCUUCCUCAGUCGUGUCUCGACCACGCGGUCUCGCCAGAUAUUUUCGUCGGGCGAACUUCGCAAGCGGCGAGCGCGCGGCGUUGUAUGCGAGCCAAUCAGAAGCCACCACUUCCGGCGGACUUGUCUGACGGGAAUGGCUCGCUUCCCCCCCCCCCCCCCCCCCGGCUCUCUUAAGCCACACUCCCGUCAAUCCUGCUACUAGCGUACUGUGUUGUUUUUCUCGUAGCGUCGCACGCAGCUAGCCGCGUUCCAUCGUUUGUGCCAUCUGCGCGAGAGACUUUAUUAGGAAUGAACGCCGCCGAACAGCUGCAAAGCAAGCAUGUACAACGGCCAAAGAAGCAGUCGGCGAAAGCAGCACGCCUUGAAUACAACGACCGGUUAAUUACAGCCGUGCACAAGCGACCAGUGUUGUGGGACUGUUGUCGGUCGGAUUACAAAGAUCCGCGGAAGAAGAUGACGGCAUGGAAAGAGGUGCUCGCGGACUGUGGACGUGACCCGGCCGGUUGCAGUGUCCAAACGCGCUGGAAAAGCUUGCGGGACACUUUCAUUAAAAAACACCGGGCAUGGAAGACUGGCGCAACCCGCGGAUCCGGUGGAGACGUCGAAAAAAGCACCCGCUGGCCAUAUUUUAAGCUGUUAAUAUUUCUGAAAGAUCAAGUGGACAUUAGCAAUACUGCCAGCAACGCCACCGAGGGGACGGCUACAGACGGAGAAAGUGCGGAGGGAUUCCCGAUGAGUAUGUACGGCAACGAAGGUGAUUUCAACGACGAGGAAUUACCCUUACACGACGCAGACGCAAUGAGCAGCCCUUCCAGCGCCAGUACAUCAAGCGCAGAGCCUGUACUCAAGCAAGAACUUACCGAGCCCACACUCAUCGAAAAACGGGGGCCGCGAAACGCUCAGAAAAGGUCAUCAGAAAAGAAGAGCAAGAUAGACCGCGCUAUAGAUGCAGUGGAUCAGUUGCUAAAGAAAGAUGAAGAUGAGGCAGCCCUUUUCGGCCAGAUAGUGGCCCACAAAUUAAGGUCGUGUCCGAAAGACAAGAGGACGUCACUCGAAAUUCAGGUGCUUGAAGUUUUCAAAAGAUCCGAAUGCAAUGAUGAAUAAAGUAUGUUUACGUAAAAAAAAAAAAAUUCUCGCAUACGUUUAAAACAUGUUCCUUCAUUAGCCACAAUUUGGUGUCCUUAUUAUAAUGGACCUUUCCUGAAAUACGA
Molecule: messenger RNA, 1998 nt
Organism: Dermacentor silvarum
Lineage: Eukaryota; Metazoa; Arthropoda; Arachnida; Ixodida; Ixodidae
Exons: 4
Coding region: 1076-1891 (271 amino acids)
Biological process (GO): regulation of transcription by RNA polymerase II
Cellular component (GO): nucleus; transcription regulator complex
Source: RefSeq, a predicted model, not a curated record